This is a messenger RNA of Heteronotia binoei (common prickly gecko), 985 nucleotides long. RefSeq names its product ubiquitin C-terminal hydrolase L3 (gene UCHL3). Lineage: Eukaryota; Metazoa; Chordata; Lepidosauria; Squamata; Gekkonidae. Gene Ontology annotation, cellular component: cytoplasm. Bases 172 to 852 code for a protein of 226 amino acids. The transcript is spliced from 8 exons. Gene Ontology annotation, biological process: protein deubiquitination; ubiquitin-dependent protein catabolic process. The record is from RefSeq and is a predicted model, not a curated record. Gene Ontology annotation, molecular function: cysteine-type deubiquitinase activity.
UUGGCGAAGGCGGGGGGGGGGGCAGCGAGCGAGCUAGCUGUCAGGCGCCGAGCGGUGGGAGCCAGUCGGGCAGGCGGGGACAGCAGUGCGCGUGCGCGGGAGGGAGCCGGGGAACCGCCCCUUUCUUCUUUCUUGUGUCUCUUUUUGCCUUCAGACAGUGCAAGCACCGAGAUGGACCCUCACCGCUGGCUGCCCCUGGAGGCGAACCCGGAUUUUCUCAGGCAGCUGGGGAUACAUCCCAAUUGGCAAUUUGUCGAUGUGUACGGGAUGGAUCCGGAGCUUCUCAGCAUGGUGCCGAGGCCCGUUUGUGCUCUUCUGCUGCUAUUUCCAGUAACAGAAAAGUACGAGACCUUCCGAACAGAAGAGGAAGAGAGGAUAAAAUCUCAGGGACAAGAAGUUAAACCCUGCGUCUAUUUCAUGAAGCAAACCAUCAGCAACGCCUGUGGGACAAUUGGGCUUAUACAUGCCAUUGCAAACAACAGGGACAAAAUUAACUUCGAAGCGGAGUCAUCGUUAAAAAAGUUCCUGGAUGAUUCUGUCUCCAUGAGCCCUGAAGAGAGAGCCAAAUAUUUAGAAACCUAUGAAGCUAUUCGUGUUACUCAUGAGUCCAGUGCCCAUGAAGGUCAGACUGAGGCCCCUAGUAUAGAUGAAAAAGUAGAUCUCCACUUCAUUGCAUUAGUAAACGUUGGAGGCAACCUCUACGAAUUGGAUGGACGGAAGCCUUUCCCAAUCAAUCAUGGCCAGUCGAGCGAUGCCACGUUCUUAGAGGAUGCAAUAGAAGUAUGCAAGAAAUUCAUGGAGCGUGACCCAGAUGAAUUAAGAUUUAAUGCCAUCGCUCUGUCAGCAGCCUAAAUUAUUCUUAAGUGGUGGUGAAGAACCCUGUGUGUCUAAGUAUUGUCACAAUCAUGCUUUUGCCAUGGAUUACACUUUUGAUACCUCCCAAGUAACAACGUUGAUACAGAUUAAAAAAUUCUGAUUUGUCCUA